Messenger RNA from Magnolia sinica, 570 nucleotides. RefSeq lists its product as uncharacterized. The record is from RefSeq and is a predicted model, not a curated record. The transcript is spliced from 5 exons. The coding region runs from base 1 to 453 and encodes 150 amino acids. Gene Ontology annotation, cellular component: nucleosome. Lineage: Eukaryota; Viridiplantae; Streptophyta; Magnoliopsida; Magnoliales; Magnoliaceae. Gene Ontology annotation, molecular function: structural constituent of chromatin; protein heterodimerization activity; DNA binding.
AUGGCGAGGAGGAGAAAGCAUUUCUCCCGUCGCCCCUCACCACCGAGCCGCCGAAUUAGAAUAAAACAGGAAAGUCAAGCGAGUGGGUGGGAUGAGGUACCCGCAAAUGCACAGGCAGGGCCUUCAUCAGGGAGGAAGCCGCGGAAGCCCCACAGGUUCAGGCCGGGGACUGUGGCUCUUCAGGAGAUACGGAAGUAUCAGAAGUCCUGUGAGCUGUUGAUACCCGCAGCUCCUCAGCUCCUUUCAUUCGAUGUGUGGGUAAGGGAGCUAACUGCUUUCUAUUCUAGGGGAGUUAAUCGUUGGACAGCUGAAGCUUUAGUAGCAAUCCAAGAGGCAGCUGAAGAUUAUUUGGUCCAUUUGUUCGAAGACGGAAUGAUUUGUGCCUUCCAUGCAAAACGUGUUACGCUUAGUAAGUUUGAUUUCUUAAAAAUGAUCCAUUUAUCUUUUUGUUGAUUCAAAUUGAACUUCUUACAUGCAUGAAAUCGUGCUCAGAUCUCCACACAUUAUAUGCCUUGUUAAGAACCGUGUCUACAGUUAGAGCCCGUGCCUUAAUGGUAGACUGCAUUUCAA